GAGGGGGCGGAAGUAGCCGGCGAGGGGGGAGGUCACGUGAUGGAAGCGGCACCUCUCCGUCCGCCUGCCUCCCGCCUGCCUCGCGCGGGAGUCCCGGCAAAGCGAGGCGGCUGACUGCGCGGGGCCCUGUCCCCCCUCCUCCUCCCCCAGGGCGUGUGACGUGGAGGGGGAGGGGGCUACAACGGCCCCGGCGCGAGGCGCCUCCUCCCCCCGCCCUCACACACAAGACGCGCCACACACACAAGAAGGUGGAGGGGCCGCCGGGAUGGCGGCGGCGGGGGCGCCUGGAGGGGGCGGGGCCGGGGCGCCAGAGGAGGAAGAGCACGAAGUGGUCCGCGUGCGGGUCAAGAAAUGUGAAGGCUUCUUGCAACCUGAGUUCCGUACCUUUGCUGUGGACCCACAGAUCACCUCACUGGAUGUAUUGCAGCACAUCCUCAUCAGGGCAUUUGACCUAAAUGGGAAGAAGAAUUUUGCCAUCAGCUAUAUGGGCCGAGAUAAGCAAGGCCAAGAAUCAUAUUUGUCAUUGAUGUCAGAUUGGGAUCUGGGCAUGGCCUUCGCUGGAGCCUCCAAGCCUUACUUGCAGCUCAAGAUAGACAUCAAGCCCUCAGAGGAUAGCCCCCUGCUAGAAGACUGGGACAUCAUCAGCCCCAAGGAUGUGAUCAGUACUGACCUGCUGCUGGUGGAGAAGCGGUCUCUGGCAGCAGCAGCCCUGCCCUUCACUCAGUCCAUCAUCUCCCAGGUGGGCAGGACACUGUCUAAGGUCCAACAAGCACUCAGCUGGUCCUAUGGCGAGGAUGUCAAACCUUUCAAGCCCCCGCUGAGCGACUCCGAGUUCCACACGUACCUGAACCAUGAAGGGCAGCUGACAAGACCUGCAGAGCUGCGUCUCCGAAUUUUCCACGGUGGAGUUGAGCCCUCUCUACGCAAGGUGGGGAUGGGGAUUCUGGAGGUGGUUUGGCGAUACUUGCUAAAUGUCUACCCUGAUGGGUUGACGGGUCAGGAGCGCAUGGAUUACAUGAAGCGGAAGACUCGGGAGUACGAGCAGCUGAAGGGGGAAUGGGAAGCUCGCACCAGCCCCGAGGACCUGGACUUCAUUCGCAGCAACGUGCUGAAGGACGUUCUGCGAACAGAUCGCACCCAUCCCUACUACGCAGGCUCAGAUGACAACCCCCAUUUGACAGCCCUGCACGACCUCUUGACCACCUAUGCCGUCACCCACCCACAAAUUUCCUAUUGCCAGGGCAUGAGUGACAUCGCCUCCCCCAUUCUGGCUGUCAUGGACAACGAAGCUCAUGCCUUCAUUUGCUUCUGUGGCAUCAUGAAACGCCUGGAGGGCAAUUUCCAGGUGGAUGGUGAAGUCAUGUCAGUGAAGUUCUCCCACCUCAAGCUUCUCCUCCGCCAUUCAGACCCAGAGUUCUAUUCCUACCUCCUCUCCCGGGGCGCUGAUGACCUCUUCUUCUGCUAUCGCUGGCUGCUGCUGGAACUCAAGCGUGAGUUUGCCUUUGAGGAUGCCUUGCGCAUGCUGGAGGUCACCUGGAGCUCCUUUCCUCCUGACCCUCCUGAGAAGGAAGUGGAGUUGGUGGGCCCGCCGGCCAGGCCUGGAGACAGCAGCCAGCCUGUUCGAAGGAGACACAUGUUGCGUCCAGCUUGCAGUUUUGAGGCAGCUGGGGACCAACCCUGCCAAGGGGCAGUUUCUGAUGAAAAGACACUAGUGAAACAGUCUAGCUUUGGGGAGUUCAAGUAUUACAGCACUCAUAAUGAGGACAGCUCAGAGGAUGACCCAUCGCCCAGAUUUCAGCGCUCAGUAGAAGAGGACGAGGACUGUAGCAAUGAGCAGGAUCCAUUGAUCCAGACAACUAACGUGGCCAAGUCUUUUUCUGCUCCAUCCCUUCGGGCCCUGACUCCACCCUCUCGAGACUCGGCCUCCUCCUCAACCAACGGCAAUGAGGAAAGCCAGUCGGAUGAGGAGAAGGGGGACUCGGUGGUUCACACCCCUUCCUCUCCCUUCCGUGGAACUGCUGCUCCUUCUCCUGUUGCCGCAGUCAGCCUGCCACCCCCACAGGAGUUUGGCAGAGGCAACCCCUUUGUGCUCUUCCUGUGCCUCGCCAUCCUCCUGGAGCACCGAGACCAUAUCAUCAAGAACAACAUGGACUACAAUGAGCUGGCCAUGCAUUUUGACCGCUUGGUCCGCCGUCACAACCUGAACAAGAUCCUCCAUCGCGCCAAGGCCCUCUUUGCCAACUACCUGCAGUCUGAAGUCUGGGACUCUGAAGAGGGUGAUGAGGCAGCAGCUGAAUCUCCUGCCGCGUUGUGACCCCCACCCCACCCCUCUUUUCUUCUCCUGACAUGUGGGGACUGGUUCCCUGCUGCCAUUAUGGUGCAAGCACCGAUGUGGAAGGGUGAACAAUGAGUAAUCCAUCUUGGGCUCAGCUCUACAGUAAUCUUCAUGGGAGGUGGCCUGGAGCAGCUAAGUUGGAUUGUCCCACUCAAUACACCUUCUGUGUCAAAUGUACUCUGUUUUUAUCUAUCUCUUUGUGCAAAUACCUUGGCAGAGAUGUUCCAUCUAUCUCCUGUGCCUCCUACCCUUCCAAGUGCUAAUUAUCUUCCUGGGAAGAUCUACCCUAGAGCAGCCAGGUUUUACACUCUGUUAGCCCCUUUCCCUCCUCCUAGUCAAUACUUGACAUGCAUUUCCCCCUCUUAUCUACCCACUUACUAAUGUCCUCCUUAGAAUGUUGGUCACUAAGCAAUCAAGAUUGAUUUCUGACCCUUCUGUAACCUGGUCUCUCCUGUUCUGGGCAGGUUUGCCAAAGGCAUUUUAAAAUCUUGAUGUGACCUUAAUUUCCUUUAUACUGCGGCGGGUUCUGCUUGGCAAAAAACCCUGCACAUACGCCUCUCUGCAAAAACUUGCCUUUUAUGCUGAGUUAGUCAAAUGUUUUUGCCCAUUUGGGUUUUUUAAAAGCACUUUAUUUUCUCUAUUAUUUUGUUCAUUCCUCUAGUAUCGCCUUUCUGUUUUAGCUUGAAAGCGCUUUUUAAGAACUGAACUCGCAGCCUUGAAAAAAUAUGCUUGGUGUGUUUAAAAGUGGACUUGUAACACCCCAUUGCCCUUACUGGCCGAUUUUUAAUCUGAACAGGUUGUCCUUUUUUAAAUUGGACCAUCUCAGUGGUCUUUUGUGAAUUAACUACUCACGGGGAGUCAACAGUCUAGUAAAAGAGUGGAUUGGGAGAGUUGAAUGAAGUCUUGAUGCCACAGUGCCCUUAUAGAUCUUGCUCUAGGGUAAGUAAUACCUUGUGUCUGGCUCGCACACUUUCUCUUAACUAGCGAUCUCCUCAGCUGAUGUAUCAUCCAAGAUUUGCUUGCUGUAAAAACAGUCAUUGCCUGGUCAGGUGGGUUUUGUUUCCAGUCUCUUUAACUGGCUUUCUUAUUUAAACACAGGUUGCCAAAUUCUUAACAAUGGUUUCUCUAUGCAUCUUUAGCUUGCAGGGCAGGAUUGCGCUGGAACAUGUAGCAACAGAUUCUGUAUCAUUAGACAGAGAGAACUCAAGCUGCUUCUAGUCUUAAUGCAUUAAUCUGAAGUCAAAUAGUAGCAAAUGGUAAUAGUGUUUGCCUCUUGAUAGAGAAAAGGUGUUUUGAUUAUUGAAUCUCCAUUCUUGCUGUUUCUAGGUUAAACUGGAAACCAAAUCACUUGUGACCCUGUAUUAAAACGGUUUGAUUAUUGAGAGUUGAUACCUGAAUAGGCUGUGCUGCUACCUUUCUGCCUUGGAACAGACUGGGUGGGAGAUGCCAUAGAUGGGACAAAAGUAGACUGUGCUGAAUACUGUUCAGUCAGUAGCACCACUUCUUUUCCAGCCAAAAGGUGCAUUGUUGGGGUCUCACUCUGCUUCAAAUGAGCAAAAUGGUCCCUAAAGGCCAUUGGAAAUAUUCAUUUGUUUUAACUCCAGUGUUAGGGUUCAGUUUCCAUUUUAGAUGUGCAAUUCCUAGAUUCAGUGGCAAAUUAUUUUGAGACUCCCCCUCCCCCCUCUUAAUUUUGGGGGGUGCCACAGUGUGCCCUGUUCUGCCCCCCCCAAUUCCUCCAUGUGUUCAUUUGCCUGCCUUAAUUCACAGCUAGCUGUAGCUAAAAACCCCAGGGUGGGUUUCAACUAACCAGUUCUACUGUGGAAACGUGUGUAAGGACAUCUGCCAGCACAACAGAGCUUCCCAUUACCUCAUCCACACAUCCUGAAAUUUGCUCUGAGGGGUCAGGAGAAUCCCCAGAACAGCAUGCCGGGGGGGGGGUAAGAAGAGAGCGGUCAUUCUGUCCAACAAACUGAAUGAUUGCCAUAACACUACAUUAAAUUCCUGCUCCAGACUAGAAAUUUUGGGGGAGAAGCUUAGAAAAAGGAUAUACUGGAAGGUGGGAAUGAGGUGAAGCUUAUCAGGCCAUGACAUCUUGUCUAGCCAGAGCAGCCUUUGUACGGACAUGGGCUUUUAAAUCUCUGCAGGUCAAGAGCAGAAAUCAGCAGGGGCCACAAAUGAGGCUUGCCACCAGCAGCGAGGUCUUAAGCAGCUUCCUUUCUUGAUUGGUUGGAGCUAGGUGAAUUUUAACAACCUGAGAACCAUCAGAGUCAAUAAGAGAAAAUCAAGCAUGGCUAAUUAAAAGGGACUUCAGAUAACUCGGUGCCACAGAGGCAUCUGUACUUCAUGUGGGGGGUGGGAUGCAGAACUGCAAGUCCUGUCUAUAUUUUUUUAAAGGCGCGAGCUCAUUCUUUUAAUGAAAUGUCCACUAGAAGGAGCUGUAGCUUAGUUUAAAACAAUGAAGCUACAUUGGAGGAGGUCUGCACCCUUUCACCAAUUCCUUCCAUAUUAAUACUGAUGGCAGGCGGCAGUAGAGGUGAAGAACAAUUAAUCAGAAGGCAUAAGUCCUUUUGAGAACAGAAGUCAAGGAAAGGUAGAAUAACCACUUUUGGAGCUACAUCCAUGACAUAUUGUCCUUAUUUAUUUUUUAAAAAGUUGAUUUUGGAUGAAUGCAGAGUCUCUAGCUUGGCUUGCCAAAGGUGGAUCAUAGACACACACACACACACACACACACACACACACACACACACAAACAAUAUGGUGGGUUGCUUCCUACAGGAUGCUGUUGGAGUCACUGUGUCUGAACCAAGUCUCCUUGGUUAUUUAACUUCCAGGAUGCCCCUACAUUAUAAUCAAGAUACAUAGUUCCCCUUUACAUUGAGGACAGGAUGCACACCAGCUCCCAACCCUUUGGCCAGGCUCAGAAAACCUUUCAGGAUUGUAGUCCUCAAAGUCUGGCGGUUUUAGGAUGAUUGUCUUCCUCUGCCUGCCUGCCUCACCCCCCCCCCAAAUACUGCACCAUGAAGAACUGAAUCAACUAUCUGAAUAAUAUAAUGACUUUAACUGACAUUGGAAACGUGAUUGGUUUAUUAACAAGGGGAUUGGUGGGGAAAGAGGCGUUGCUUAAUUAGUAUUACUUGUAGCUUUAAGGUGUGCCUGGACAUUAUUUGCUUUGGGAAUUGGGAGAUGACCCCUUGCUACACUUGUCUGAGCCCCUGUUCCUCCUUGCUCUUCUCUUCCCUCCUCCCCUACUUCUGCCACCACCACGCACCCCCCCCUCCUGUUCCCUCUGUGUGCCUCAAGCAAAGGAAUCUUGCCAUGAGGCAGCUGCCCCAUGGAAGAAAGACCUGACCCACUGGGAAGCUUUCCUAACUAAAAUAACCAGGAUCUCUUUUUUUGUGUGCCGCUCCUGUUAGCAUCCAUGAAGUCUGCACAGGAGAACUUCCUGGUGGAUGUUCAUUUAAUAAAGGGUAGUGAUGAUAAUGUGGAGGCAGCAUGUAUGGCUGUAUCUCAAAUCCACUAGGGGGCAGUCUUUCUUAUCACAGGGGUGCGGUACAUUACUAAACUCCAUCUCUAAUCCCUAAUUUCUGCUUUCGUUGUACCUUGCCACUUCCUGGCAAGCCAAGCAGAAGUUUCACACGCUGUGACGUAAACUCCAUUUUCCGUUAUUCCACCUCUGGAGACUUCUUGCUUAACUUGGUGCUGAUGGUCAGAUUCCAUUGGAACAGGACCUUAUCCAAACUUGUUGCUCUGUGUUAUAUUUAUAACUGUGUGCUUUUACUCUGCCUUUUGUAUUAGUUGUGUGCUGCUUAUUUAUUUUGCAAGCUUUUUGGUGGCUGGGAUGUGUACACAAACACAAAAGGUGUUGAAGGAGGGCUGUCUGGCUUUCAGGACCGUUUGUGCCAGAAUCCCACUGCACAUGUUUGGCCUGGUUUUUAUUUUUUGUGGGAUAAUUUAUAUAGGGCUUCCCACCAGCCCUGAACAAAGUUAUUCAAAGAGCUAAAGCCGAAGAAACACCUUGUUCAAAAUUAUCUGAGUGAAAAUUCAAGAUAUAAGGGUGUCCGAUAAUGUUCGUAGGCAAAAGAUUUGGGAUUACAAGAGUUGAGGUAUUGAGUUGGAUUUCUGUGUGGCUUUCAUGAGAAAACAUCUCAGUGGAUUGUGUUCCCCUUUCAACAGUUAGGAGGUAGAGUGCCAUUUUUAUUUUCUCCCAGUGGCACCAAAAUGUGUUGAGUUUAUCCUGUAUAUUUUCAAAGAUUUGGAAGCUUAAAUUUGUGUUCACCUGCUGAGAGAAUUGAAGCAUAUGAACUGCUUGUUAAUCCAGCCCCUCUUUUGUAGAUCUUGAAGCCUUUAACAAUGUCCAGCCUACGUUCAGAGUCCAGCCUACGUUUAUGCCUCUGGGACAAGUUUGCCUCAUUCUUCUUCAUAGCUUUGCUGACUCCAAAUGGGGUCCAGUGGGGUCAGGGAGUCACCUCCAGCCAACCCAAUUUACAAAUGAACUGAAAAGGAACAGCAAGUAGAUUGGGUGGCAAGAAGCUGGGCCGUAGCCUUUGGAGUUCAAUCUCUUCCCCCACCCCACAAUCCCCCCCCCUCAUGAGAUGUGGCAUUCAUAGUGCUAUGUGCUUGAACGGGUCCAUCUUAUUUAAAACAUUUUUGUCUCAUAUAUGCGUGCAACUUCUUUCCAUUUUUGAUCCCCUCUUAAAGUGUAAUCAUUCGACUCAAAUGGCCCUUUUCCUUCAAGGCCUCAGGCACUUUUGUCUCUCCUUAUUUUAAAGCUGAUGUGAUAAAGGAAUGAAAAUCUAAAUAAAGCAGUGCUGCUUGCUGAUUUCAUUCAGAGCUGCUUUGGUCUGCCUGGUCUGCCCAGACAGAAAUAAUGGUGUUGGACAGAAAACAGCAGGUUUCCAGCCCUAGAGGCUCACAGGCAGAGAUGUGAUGAGACAAGGGAGUGAACAGUUGGUAGACAACAUAUUGUAAGUUGAUACACACUAAAACAGCACAGAUAAAAAAUGUGGACCUGUGUUAAAAGUCAAAAUGGGGAAAUUCUUUUUUUAAAAAUAAAAAUCUGUACCAAGAAAAGCUGAAUCUGUUUACAUGGAAUAAACUUCUUCCAAGUAAUUUAUAUAAUUGCACUUUAGGUUACUUGUUGGAUUUCUUCCUGUUGUGCAGUUGUUUAAAAGUACCAGAGCCAGCUUUUCCUUCCAACAGGGUGAAGUGACCUGCCUGAGGUGGUACAGGAAGUGGAAAGAAUCUGUCUGAUGGAUGAAGGCAGGACUUGGUGUCUGAAUGGUGCAACCAGACUUUAAAAUAUUGGCCAUGGUGUGUCAGAGGGCACCAUUCGGCCCCCUGCUUCAGACAGCAGAAAUUCCAUAGGCAACACUGAAGCUACAGAUCUUUCGGCAGUGACAAACAUGGCAACCCUAUUCAGGAAGGAUUCAAUAUUUGAUUUAUAUCCAUAAAAGCUUGGUACCUGGAGAGUUGAGCUGCCAGCAGCGAAACUAUAUUUUGUAGAUAGCAAAUACUUUGCUAGAUUCUGUGGGCUGCGGAAAAUAAUUUGACUGUGGUUGAUACUGGACUGGAUUGCAACCAUAAGGAACAAAAGGCCAGUGUUGUUAAACUUUCAUAGAAUCUAUCAUAGUUAACUGAACACCUACAGUUUAUUACUGAAUUUGCUUAGGGAAACAAUAGUACUCCUUGGUUCGAAUCCCCGCGAUGGGUUAAGCUCCCAUUGCUCGGUCCCAGCUCCUGCCCAUCUACCAAAUUCUGCACCAGCUGAACUUCCUGAACUGUCUUCAGAGGCAAUCCCACAUAUAACACGUUGUAGUCUGACCUAGAGAGGUUAGGGAAUUGGGACAAAUGCUGGAGCUGCAAAUUGGGUGUCCAGACUUUAUUCGGACCACUGUCAGAGGAGCCAAUAUCACCAUGAUGGCAGCAACUUUGGGACUUGCAGCCUGUCUUAUCCUCGCAAUUUUACAUAAUGCCUACCUUCUGCCCAACUGGCUCCAUCUUGCAGUCAGCAUGGAAGUAACUACAGUCAAACCUUGGUUGUCGAAUAUAAUCCAUUCCAGAAGACUGUUCAACUUCCAAAGCGUUCAACAACUGAGGCGUGGCUUCUAUUUGGUUGCAAGAGCUUCUUGCACUCCAAGUGUAAGUUGUGUCAAAUGUUCGGGUUCCGAAAUGUGCAGAAUUUGGUAGCCAGGUUGCUCACUGGAGUAAGAUGGUUUGAGCAUAUUACACCGAUCCUGGCUCAACUGCCAAGUAGUUUCUGGGCCCAAUUCAAAGUGCUGGUUUUGACUUAUAAAGCCCUGAACCGUUCUGGACCACAAUAUCUCAAGGACCACCUCUCCCCACAUAAACAGUUCACCAUCUGAGACCCUUCUUUGUGUGCCUAUUCCAUGAGAGGUCUGGAGGGUGGCAACAUGAGAACAGGCCUUUUCUGCAGUGGCUCCCCAUUUGUGGAAUGCCUUCCCCAGGGAGGUUUGGCUGGUGCCUUCAUUAUACAUCUUUAGGCACAAGGCAGAAACAGUUCUCUUUUACCAGGCCUUCAGCUAAUUAAUCUGUGGCUUUUAAACGUGGGGUGGGGUGAUUGUUUUUGUUUCUUACUGUGUUAUGUAUUUUUGUGUUUUUAUAUUGGAAAACUGCCCAGUGAUUCUCAGAUGAAAGGCAGUAUAGAAAUAAAAAAACCUCAAAUGUAAAGAGCAAGCUGUAUUGUGAACUGGGGUUCACCCCUUUUAUGAACUACAGGGUCAGUCCUAGAACACCAUGUGAAGCAGAGUCUGUGAAAAAUUGCCUUCCUGCUACUCGUGAGAAACAGGUAACUAGGCUACGCACUGAAGCUCCAGGCAGACCUUUGGCAGCCAAAGAGGGUGUCCCUCCCAGGAAGAUUUCAGCCCUGGCCUGGCACUUCCCUCUCUGUAACUGGCUGUUGAUAAUAGGAAGAAGCGACAUGAGAGUUGGCAAAUAGUAAAGGGCAUGAACCUCUUCCACAUCAGAGCUUAAGGUUGGUGAUACGAAAGCAAACAAAGCGUUCAGUGAUCGGUUGUUAUGAGAAGCUGCGGGACUGAAAUUUCCUUCAUCAAACUGGAUGACAAGUUCUUUAUGUUGUCUUAUCUUUUUGUAUUCAUCAUAGCAUUGCGCACAACAAAACACUUUACAGAGUAGUUGGUGCAGCCAAAUCCCAGUGACAGUUUCUCAGGGUUUGCGUAAGGACUUGUGGUAGGUCUCUAAUCACAAACAACUAAAUGGAGUAGGAAUUGUCCAGGAUUUGACAUUUGCUGCUGCAGCAAAUGAUUAGGACUAUAUUGUUGGCAUCCGUCUGUCUCGAGAGACAAUGGAGUGCUCCUCUGGGGGUGAAGUCAAGCCACUGCAUGAGCAGUCCCGAAGUCACAAGCCUGGGGUCCUAGGGUGCCCAGACGGCAGGACCCCUCUCUCAGCCUCGCUGAUGUGGUCCAGAAGAAAGCAGAGCAAUAUGUUUGGCACCAGCUUGGCUGCAGGAGUUGCAGGAAGGAGGCGUACAAGGCACCAUCCAACCACCUUAGGGACUCCACUCUGGGUUUGUGUAGGUUUACUCCUUAGCUUUUUCUUCUCCUGAAGAUAUCCUGUAAGGCAGCGGAGGGUUAGUAUUGUGUGGUGGGUAUUCAGUGAUUUCAGCCCGGUGCAGAUUAUAAGAUGGAGGCGAGGAUCUGGUACAACAUCUCUUCAAAGAACAGGUAAGAGCAGGGGUCCCCAAACUAAGGCCCGGGGGCCGGAUCCAGCCCAAUCGCCUUCUAAACCCGGCCCACGGACGGUCCGUGAAUCAGCAUGUUUUUACAUGAGUAGAAUGUGUCCUUUUAUUUAAA
This is a messenger RNA of Zootoca vivipara (common lizard), 10164 nucleotides long. It is a transcript of the gene TBC1D25, whose product is annotated as TBC1 domain family member 25. Lineage: Eukaryota; Metazoa; Chordata; Lepidosauria; Squamata; Lacertidae. The record is from RefSeq and is a predicted model, not a curated record. Gene Ontology annotation, molecular function: GTPase activator activity. Gene Ontology annotation, cellular component: autophagosome. Gene Ontology annotation, biological process: regulation of autophagosome maturation; activation of GTPase activity.